This is a messenger RNA of Emiliania huxleyi CCMP1516, 753 nucleotides long. RefSeq lists its product as hypothetical. Bases 1 to 753 code for a protein of 250 amino acids. The transcript has 2 exons. The record is from RefSeq and is a predicted model, not a curated record. Lineage: Eukaryota; Haptophyta; Isochrysidales; Noelaerhabdaceae.
AUGCUCAGGCUUUUCGUGGGACUCGCUGCUUUCACAUCCACAAUUCCUGCGCGUCGGUUCGGUGGGCACGACGGCGCCACGGGCCUGGCUAUCGACAAAGAAGCGGUGAAAACGGCUGGGGGCGCUUUGGUCGCAGCCUUCGAGAGCUGUCUCGGCGCGGAUCCAUCGGCCAUCGGCGUGGUGUUGGACGUGGGCGCGAACGACGGCCGGUGGAGUGCCAAGCUGAUGACCUCGAUGGCCGCGAGCGUGCGGAGGCGGACGCGCCUGCUCAUGUUUGAGCCGCAACCACGUUUUGUCAACGCCCUGGCAGCCAUCACGAAUCGGUUCGAGCCUUCACUUGCCGGUGGCCGCGUGGACGCGGGCGGCCAACCUGACGUUCCAUUUAGCGAAAAUGCCCGACGCUUCGGGAGGUCCAAGGCCAUUACAAUUCGCUCAGUUGACCUCGCUCGGUUGAUGUGGGACAAGCUAGCGGGCAAGUCGUGUGCGCUGCUCAAGCUGGAUGUGGAGGGCGCGGAGUACCGUCUCAUCCCGCAUCUGCUCGUCACCGGCGCGCUCUGCCUCCCCACCCACCUGCUCCUCGAGUGGCAUCUCAACUCCGUGCCGGAGCGGGAGCGCCUUGCCGCACUCGCCCAGCGGCUCUCGCUACCCGCCGCACUCGACGCGUGCGCUACGCCGCCACGGGCGCUCGUCAACGACGACGAGGCGCAGAACAACCUCUACACCCGCGUGCCCGGCCUCGACCCACCCCGCUAA